GGGACAUUAGUUUUUUGAUACCGAACAUGUCAAGCCGUAAGCCAAAGUUGACAUGAUGUUCCACAACUCUCAAGUAAUAGUCAGAAAUAUCAGCUUCACAAAUUGCUUCUCAAACACAAUGUAAUGAUAAAAAAAUUCUCUAUAAAUAGUGUAAACCAUCAAACAAAAAUAAAUACUUCCUAAUUAAUCACUUUCAUCCAAAAUGGCUUCCUCAAACCUCAUUACAAUUACUCUCUUCACAUUCACCUUAGCUUUUCUUAUUCAAACAUCUUUUGGAACCGACCCACUUUUCCAUUUUUGUUCAAACUCAGGUAACUUCACAGCCCAUAGCCCAUAUGAAUCGAACUUGAAAACACUCCUCAACUCACUUAUCUACAAAACCCCUUCAAAAGGUUUUGGUGUUGGGUCAGUGGGUGUGACUAAAUACCAAAACCAACAAACAUUUGGGCUUGCUCUUUGUCGUGGCGAUGUCUCGGCCUCGUGUAAAACAUGUGUCUCUGAGGCAACGAAAGAAAUCCAAAAUAUUUGCCCAUACAACAAAGGUGCAAUCAUAUGGUACGACUAUUGUUUAGUCAAAUACUUGGAUACUAAUUUCUUUGGCAAAAUUGAUGAUACCAACAAGUUCUAUAUGUGGAAUUUGAAUAAAGUAAGUGACCCUAGCACGUUUAAUUACAAUACUAAAGUUUUAUUGAGCCAGCUUGCACAAAAAGCUUCUAUGAAUCCUAAAUUGUAUGCAACGGGAGAGGUAAAGCUUGAGAAUUCAAAGAAACUUUAUGGGUUGACUCAAUGCACUAGAGACAUUUCUAGUGUAGAUUGUAAGAAGUGUCUUGAUGAUGCAAUUAGUGAACUUCCAAAUUGUUGUGAUGGAAAAGAAGGAGGGAGAGUUGUUGGGGGAAGUUGCAACUUUCGAUAUGAGAUAUACCCAUUUGUCAAAGAAUAGAUACUAGCUAGGUUGACUUUCUUUGUAAAAAAAAUAGGUUGACUUCCUUGCCAAUAAAAAUAACCUUGUAUACGAUUACGUAUUAUAUAAUGCAUGGAUGAAUAAAAUGUGAAAUUUUCUUUCACAUUGAGACAUUAAAAUCU
Messenger RNA from Cicer arietinum (chickpea), 1083 nucleotides. Its product is annotated as antimicrobial ginkbilobin-2-like protein. Lineage: Eukaryota; Viridiplantae; Streptophyta; Magnoliopsida; Fabales; Fabaceae. The record is from RefSeq and is a predicted model, not a curated record.